CCGCGCGCGUACCGCCGACUCGACUACGUAGUCGACUGUCGUCCGCACCGACGUCUCGUCGACGCGUCCCGUAACUUUUACUCCUGUUCGCCUCCUUCCUCGCAACUUCGGCUAUUCUGUAUUCACUCUGUGCCGCUGCACUGUUUCAGCCGGACGACCAUCGCUACUUCCCUAGCUAAUGCUGUGUAGCGAUUGGUUUGCGUAUCCGUUGAAUUUCUAGCUCAGGGGAGGGCGUGUAGUAUUUUCGGUGCUCUCUAGGUCGUUUGGAAAGCAUCGCUCUGCUCGACGGACGGACUGACAGCCGUGUUGCAGUUGCUUAUCACGGAGGCUAUCUUUGUUGUUCUUUCCCGGGAUCACUCUCCAGCAGCAGCAGCAACAGUAGCACAAGCGACAUCACAACCACAUCAACAUCAUGUGGAACUAGUUCCGGCCGUCAACUGCUCCUUGCACAGUCACCUGCAUGCCAUCUGCUACACUCACUAUCACUCACCUGGUACACUGCCGUCCAUCGUCACAGUAAAUCCUGAAGACCCACACCGUGGCAUUAGCGCUCAACUCCAACUCCACUAGGCAUUUCGGGUGGAGCCAUUUUCCUAGCUUGAAUAUAUUUAUUUUGAUCAAGAGUUGUAGUGGGGAGAGAUCCAGGAUCCAGCCGCCAAGAUGCCGAAGACGUUUGAUGUGCGCGUGACGACCAUGGACGCGGAGCUGGAGUUUUCGAUGCCGUGGAAAUCCUCCGGUCAGGAGUUGUUUGACAUGGUGACGAAAACGAUCGGGAUUCGCGAGAUCUGGUUCUUUGGCCUCUACUACACGGACAGCAAGGGAUUCCCAGCGUGGCUCAAGCUCAAUAAGAAGGUGGUGGAGCAGGACUUCCCCGCCCGCCAGAACCCACUUCAGCUGGUCUUCAAGGCGAAGUUCUUUCCGGAGGACGUGGAAGAGGAGCUGAUCACGGAUAUCACCAUGCACUUGGUCUUCUUGCAGGUCAAGCAGGCCAUACUCGACAUGGAGAUCUACUGUCCGCCCGAAGCCUCUGUUCUCCUUGCCAGCUAUGCUGUGCAAGCCAAGUAUGGUGAUUACGAUCCGGCAGUUUACCCGCCCGGCUUCCUCAAGAAUGAGAUUCUCCUUCCUCCGAGGGUUCUGGAUCAAUAUCAGAUGACGGCGGAUAUGUGGGAAGAGCGCAUCACUUCUUGGUACUCGGAACACGUCGGAAUGCUCAGAGAUGAAGCGGAGAUGGAGUACUUGAAGAUAGCCCAGGAUUUGGAAAUGUACGGCGUGAACUACUUCCCCAUCAAGAACAAGAAAGGCACUGACCUGUGGCUGGGUGUGGACGCACUGGGCCUGAACGUCUACGAAGUCAACGACAAGCUAACGCCCGUCAUCUCGUUUCCGUGGAGCGAGAUCCGCAACAUUGCUUUCAAGGACAAAAAGUUCACCAUCAAGCCGACGGACAAGAAAUCCCCGGACUUUGUCUUCUACACGCAAAAGCUGCGGACGAACAAGAUGAUUCUGCAGUUGAAUAUUGGCAAUCAUGAUCUGUACAUGCGGAGACGUCACGAAGACACCAUGGAAAUACAGCAAAUGAAGGCACAGGCCAAGGAAGAGAGAAGCAGAAAACAGGCCGAGCGUAAUAGAUUAGCGAGGGAACGUGCAGCGAGGGAAGAAGCCGAGCGAGAAAAGGAAGAGCUGCAGGCUAGGCUGCGGCACUUUGAGGAGGAGGCGAAGAAAGCAAAUGAAAUGCUGAUCCAGUCUGAAGAGCGGUCUGAACUGCUCCAGCGGAAAGCUCGCCAGGCAGAGGAAGAGGCCACGUCCAUCAUAAGAAAGGCAGAGGAAGCUGAAGAGGAGAUCCGGCGCGUGAGAGAGAUGGCGGUUAAGACAGAAGAAGAGAAGAAGGCUCUGGAAGCAAAGGCGUUUGAUGCCCCAAUAGCACAGCAGCUUCUCAGAACUUCUGAUGAACGGCAAAAAGAAGCCGAGGCGCUGAAGAAUGAGCUACUGACGGCCCGCCAAGCGGAGAUGAGAGCCAAGCAGCAGCUGUUGAGUGUCACGGCUGGUUCUACGCCCAGUUCUCGCGUCGCCGUGGCCAGCGACUAUCCGCGCCGUUCCGCAGACACCAGAACCCGACCACCAACACAGCAGCAGCAGCAGCAACGACACCCUGCACCCUUCUUCACCGGCCAGGUCGUCAGCUACCCAGCAGCAGCGACAGCCAAUGCACCAGCACCGCCAAACCAGCAAGCACCCGCGGCGUAUGCUGGUCAACCGCACCUCCACGACUCGUCCGGCUCCUCCGCUGCACCAGCAGGGGUUUCUGUUUCACGUGAUGGCCAGCAGGUGGCGGCAGCCGGGAGUGUAGCACCGCCGUACAUGCUGCACCAGCACCACCCGUCCGCACCCCCACAGAUGCCGCACACGGCAGGGUCGUCCUCCGCACGCCUCGUCGGCGUAACCUCGGCAACCAUGCCUCCCAACAUCAGCAGUGCUGGCUUGUCCGCAGCCGCAGCCGCUAUGGGUCCCCCGGCGCCGCCCGACUACGCCACACACCUGCGCCUGAUGAGCGGUGCGGCCUCCAUGACCAACAUGUCCGUGACACCGUUGCCGGGAGCGACGGCGGCGAGCGCUGGCGGUGUGGUGGAUCACGCCAGAGCGGCGUCGGAGGGUGAUGUCGACGGGCUGGCGCAGCAUGCGCAGCACGAGCAGCCCCCGCCGUAUUCGCAGGGUGGCGGCGUCUACAGGCCGUUUCCUCAGGCUAUCCGUCAGCUGCCUGCCGAUCAUGCCUUGGUGAACAAGAGAUCGACUGCUGCUGAAGCGGAAGGCAGCACGAGCAGUCUCCAUGCCGAAGGAGACGAGAUCGCCGUGGACCUGAUCGGCGAUGACGUGGACGAGCUCUCCAAGGCUAUCGAGCAGGAACGGCUGGAGUACAUACAGAAAAGUCAGAAGCUGAAGCAACAGCUGUCGGAGCUGAAGACCGAGAUUACGGUGCUCAAGGUAUCGGAUAAGCAGACAGAUGAAGAUCGUCUUCACGAAGAAAACUACGUGCAGAAGGGAGAGACCAAGUACUCCACACUAUCCAAGAUAACAUCAGGAACGACGAAGACGCGAGUCGAGUUCUUCGAGCAGCUCUAAACCCCGCUCUGCUGGUGCUGUGUCUCGGCUACCGUGGACAGUGCUGCGCAGGGCUCGGUCCAGCGCGCGAUGGCUACUCGACAGGAAUAUCUAUCCAACACGACUAGCCCGGCGGAAAAAGACUAUUAGGGAGUAUGCUUCAUUGGUGCCUUGAAUUGGACUGACUGCGAUAGAAGCACCAGCAUGCAUGUACGAUCACAGACUCGCUCACAUGUGCGGAAGCGCUCCCAUGUGCGGAAGUGCUCCCGUGCAUUCCUGUACAUGGACAUGGGCAUGUAGGCUCACGCCUUCGGCUUGCUCUUCUUCCUCCUGUCGACCUUGUUCCAGAUGGGUGCUCACGAUAGUCGAGCCUCUUUGUACCCCAUAACUUAAGAGCGCCCAUGAAGUGUUCUCGUCAAACAUCGUGCUCAUGUUAUGAUGAGAACGUCGAUUUCGCCGAUUUGUACUUGUACAAUUUUGCACUUGCCUUAUCUUGAUCGAUAUUUUGUUUACUUGCUGUGUAGUGGGCCGCAAGGCAUCUUUCUAUAUUUAUGACGAACCAUGACAUGAUGGUUGUACCCAACCCUGUCUGCGUACGCUGUUCUCUGCUAUCUAGGCUGGUGUAGAGCAUUGCCAUGUUGUGCUCAUGUUUACGUUUUCGGGACUGCUUCUUGCUUGAGAGCUCUCGCUGCGGUUUGAAUGGCAGCGCGAAGAAAAAAAGAAUCCGUUCAGCUGA
Messenger RNA from Sycon ciliatum, 3832 nucleotides. RefSeq names its product merlin-like. Gene Ontology annotation, biological process: positive regulation of protein localization to early endosome; regulation of cell shape; regulation of hippo signaling. Gene Ontology annotation, cellular component: cytoskeleton; plasma membrane; apical part of cell. NCBI's taxonomy places the organism in Eukaryota, Metazoa, Porifera, Calcarea, Leucosolenida, Sycettidae. Gene Ontology annotation, molecular function: actin binding; integrin binding. The record is from RefSeq and is a predicted model, not a curated record.